Stylonychia lemnae is the source of this 783-nucleotide messenger RNA. The record is from the annotation of a GenBank genome assembly. NCBI's taxonomy places the organism in Eukaryota, Ciliophora, Spirotrichea, Sporadotrichida, Oxytrichidae.
AUGGCAAAAAAAUACCAUCCUGAUUUUAAUACUGAAGGUGAUAUUGAGAAAUCAACUGAGAUAUUUAAGAAGAUCAAUAAGGCUUAUGAAGUGCUGGCAAACCCUAUUAGUAGACAGACCUAUGAUAUUGAGAAUAGAAUAAAUGAUGGGUAGACUACUUAAGAUCAAUCUGUGUAUUAGGAUGAAUUCACUGGAAAGACAUAUUAUCAGCCAAGGACAAUCACUGAUUUUUAUCAUACUAAAUGGACUGGAUAUAAAAAGCCUGAUUGGUAUCAUCCUUAUAAUGGAUAGGAUGUAAGAUCGGAAUAUCUUUAUAGGAAAAAAUUGCACGACAAGUAUUGGUACAUCCCGCCAUGGGUUGAUAUUGUUGUGGAAUUCGUUGAACUUAACAGAUUUUUCUUCUAUCUAAUGCUAUUCUUUGCAGGUGAUCUAAUUAGACUUUAUUUCGAUUACAGAGAUAAAAAGGUUUAGCAAAUGGAAAUGCAACUACUAUAAGAUAGUUUUUCUCUGGACAGUGAAGAUUCUCAAAGACAAUCACUUAUGUCAUUAGUAUCAAGUAUAAACAUUGAUGAUGAAAAUGAUGAAGAUGCAAUUAGACUUCCUGAAGAUAAAGAACGCUAGGAGAUGCUUAAAUAAGCCUUAAAUGAUUACAUCAAUGAAAGAGUAUCUGCAAUCAGUAAAAUGAAAUAAGAUUAAGAACAGAGUAAUUAAGAUGAUGUAGGAUCAGAAAAUACAAAUUCUAUAAAUUUAGGCAUCAAUAUAUAGCCAGCAGCAGCUAUAUGA